Messenger RNA from Adineta ricciae, 576 nucleotides. Lineage: Eukaryota; Metazoa; Rotifera; Eurotatoria; Adinetida; Adinetidae. The record is from the annotation of a GenBank genome assembly.
AUGUUACUGAUUCAACAAUCAUCAUUCUGCUUUCGUCUAUGGACUAGCCGAUCACUGCCUUUUCUUGUUGUUAACUGUCGGAAACGAUAUGAUAGUGGUCAUUUAGAAUUUAGCGAUGCUGAAGAAUGUACACUUGUAAAUGAAGUCGAUUCUUACGAUGACAGAAGUCGUUCAUCGAUAACACAACAAUUCGAACCAUUGUGUGAUUAUUCAGAUCAAAGGGCAAAUUCUUCAGGAAGUGUAAUUGAUAUUUCAAACAAUGAGAAUAACGCAUCAGCUGUUUGCGUCUAUCACCAUCAAUUAACUCCGCUCAAGUAUCAUCAUUAUCAUCGAAGAUCUACUCCACGACCUUUCGAUCGAAGAAAUUAUUCGUCAAUUCGUUUUGAUGCCCAUCGUUCAUUUGAACCAACAAUGCUCAGAAAUGAACAAUUAGAAACGUUCAAACCAUGUACAUCCAGAACUACUCUUCAUCAACUGACAAUGUGUCAUUCACUAAAGACAGCUGAAAUAUCAGAUCUUAAACAGAAUAAAACUUGUCGAGGUCAAUCAAAUCAAGAAGUUUUGUCAAUAAUGUAA